ACUUCCCCACACCUCCUCCCUCCCUGCUUCCCCUCACGCCCGGCCGGCCUUCACUUUGCGCAGGCGCCUUUUGAGGUAGCUACCCAAAGUGGUAGAGACGCUUUUCCCGCCUGGCCGCGGGGCGUGGCUCCUGUGCGCAGCUUGAUGACGACAUUGCGGCGCCGUGGCGGAAUGGCGGCUUCCGGCUCUAACGCGGUCAAUGCUUGGUUUGCUAAGAAGGCCAUUUUCGACUCUCCACUGGAGGCUGCUAUGGCAUUCCCUCACCUGCAGCAGCCCAGCUUUCUACUGGCUAGCCUGAAAGCUGAUUCUAUAAAUAAGCCCUUUCCACAGCAGUGCCAAGACUUGGUUAAAGUCAUUGAGGAUUUUCCAGCAAAGGAGCUGCACACCAUCUUCCCAUGGCUGGUAGAGAACAUUUUUGGCAGCUUAGAUGGUGUCCUCAUUGGCUUGAACCUCCGCUGCUUACAGGGGCAUGUGAGUCCUGUGGAGUACAGCAUCGCGAUGGAAUUUCUUGACCCUGGUGGCCCAAUGAUGAAGUCGGUUUAUAAGCUUCAAGCUGAAGACUAUAAGUUUGACUUUCCAGUCUCCUACCUGCCUGGUCCUGUGAAGGCAUCCAUCCAGGAGUGUGUCCUCCCUGACAGUCCUCUGUACCACAACAAAGUCCAGUUCACCCCUGCUGGGGGCCUUGGCCUGAACCUUGCCCUGAAUCCGUUCGAGUAUUACAUAUUCUUCUUUGCCUUGAGCCUCAUCACUCAGAAGCCACUACCUGUGUCCCUCCACGUCCGUACUUUAGACUGUGCCUAUUUCAUCCUGGUGGACAGGUACCUGUCAUGGUUCCUGCCCACCGAAGGCAGUGUCCCCCACCACUCUCCUCCAGCCCAGGGGGUGCCAGCCCCUCACCACCUCCCAGGCUGGUCUCAAAUGCCUGGCCUCAAGAAAUCCUCCUGUCUUGGUUUCCCAAAGUGCUGGGAUUACAGGACACCAGCCAUGCCCUUUGCUUCCUAUGGCCUCCACCACACUAGCCUCCUGAAGCGACACGUCUCUCAUCAGACGUCUAUGAAUGCAGACCCAGCCUCCCGUGAGAUCUGGAGAUGGGAAACUCUGCUCCAGGUUUUUGUUGAAAUGUGGCUUCACCACUAUUCCUUGGAGAUGUACCAAAAAUGCAGUCCCCACAUGCCAAGGUAUGUUUGCACAGUUUUUCUUCCCACCUCCUGCUUCUGACUCUGCUCAGCCUGCUGGUUCUUAUCCUGCCUCUGAGUGAGUUUUCACAGGCUGCAUGGUGGGAAGCAGAAACCAUCACCCACCUGUCACUCAGAAGCCGAAUAAAAGGUGGACAUCUUUCUCUACUUCCUGGUGGCG
Callithrix jacchus (white-tufted-ear marmoset) is the source of this 1356-nucleotide messenger RNA. The record is from RefSeq and is a predicted model, not a curated record. Lineage: Eukaryota; Metazoa; Chordata; Mammalia; Primates; Cebidae.